Chaetomium fimeti is the source of this 2133-nucleotide messenger RNA. Its product is annotated as Aft1 HRA domain-containing protein. The transcript has 3 exons. Lineage: Eukaryota; Fungi; Ascomycota; Sordariomycetes; Sordariales; Chaetomiaceae. Bases 376 to 2001 code for a protein of 541 amino acids. The record is from RefSeq and is a predicted model, not a curated record. Gene Ontology annotation, biological process: regulation of transcription by RNA polymerase II. Gene Ontology annotation, molecular function: DNA-binding transcription factor activity, RNA polymerase II-specific; RNA polymerase II cis-regulatory region sequence-specific DNA binding.
GUUGGGUCCCGCAGCGCGGUCGAUUUCUUCCCCGUCUCUUUGGCUGGCACUGUGGGCUCACGGACGUGGGCCCCACAGGGCUACCCCAGUAUUUUUUUAUUUGACUUGCGCCAUUCCUUUUCCCAACGUCAUACCUGACGUCGCUCCCCCAUUCUCGGUCUUGUCUCUUCUCUCUCCCGCACACAGCACAAACCAGCUACGUCAAGUAUUUACGAAGCCACACGAGGUCAGACCGCUCUCCCAGCACGCUGCAUAUCAGCGUAACGACACCCCCUUUUAUGGGCAACUUAGUUUUGUGACCUCAUAGCUAUUCGCCAUCGAUUCCGGAAUUCCUUGUCGCACUAGAGAGGCGCCGCAAGUUUUUUGAUUGACAUCAUGGGGCCGCCCACUGGAGCGACUGGCCGAGGUGCAUCCAAGUCACCCAAACAGUCCAGCAAGCCAAAGCCAUCUCCACCCCGACAAGAUACACCAUCCGACGCCAAACGCGACGUCCCUCUGAAACCCGACGAGUCAACGACUGCCGAACCUACCAAACCACUUGCCCCUCCGCCGCGCCCAAACCAACAGCAGCAGGGUUCGAACAGCCCCGACUACUUCGGGAACGUGAAUGCUGCGUCGCUGAGCCUAGAACCAAACCCGUUCGAACAGUCUUUUGGCGGUGCACCCCCCGAGACGCCUGGCGGCACCAAGUUGCCGUCCGUCGCCGCCCUCACAUCGCCGUCUUCACUCCUUCCCGGCAACACGCCGUUUCCCUGGGGAAGUGGCUCCCUGAGGACCGGCCCCCUGAGUCCGGCCAUGCUUUCCGGCCCGACCAAUGACUACUUUAGCGACACCCACCACAUCCGCGGCGGUUUCCCGACCCCGAACGAGUCAUCGCUGCGGAGCGGCCUAACCCCCGGGGGCAGUGGGUCUAUGUUCCCCGUCCCCAGUCCAAACUCCCAAGCCAUAUUCGCCCAGCUCGCCGGGGGGCCCAGUGCGACGCCGGGCACUAUCGACUUUCACCGUACUGCAGUCAGCGCUGCCGCUGCGAAACGCGAGCAAUCCCAAGCGCAACAACAACCCCCACCUGCCGCCCCUACAUCGCAGCCACAGGAGGCAGGGAACGGAACUCAAGCUCCCAAGGCGGAGACCAAGGCCCCGACUGGCCCCUUCGACCCGCACGACAACGAUGCAGCGAACGGUCUCUUCCUGCUCGCACAGGGGCGGAACACCACCCAACCACCCGCUAUUCAGCAGUACGCUGCGGUGCCGCCCGCGCAGGUGCAAACCCACGCUACCAUCACGGCCGCGCCCGUCCCGGGGGUAACUGCUGCGAACACAUCUCCCCAGAUGAAUGGCGCGCCUUCCCUAACCGGGAGCUCGGCACGUGGGGUAAGCGAGGCCAGCGCAAGAUCGGAUGAGAGCGAGGUCGCCCGCCCCAAUACCCGUGCCAGAGGAAAGCGGAACUCGGGUGGCGCGGCCGCCGGCUCGCGACGCAAGGCCGAGGACACCCAGGCCAAGGCUAACAACCAUGCGAGCAAGAAACAAAAGACGAAUACCGGGGGCGCAUCGGUAAGCAGCCACGACCACGACAUGGAUCACUCGGAUGACGAUGAUCACGACAAGAGCGACAAAGAAGAUGGCAACGGGUCCAAGUCAAAGAUGACCGACGAGGAGAAGCGGAAGAACUUCCUCGAGCGCAACAGGGUCGCUGCACUAAAGUGCCGCCAACGUAAAAAGCAAUGGCUGGCUAACCUACAGAACAAGGUGGAGGCGUACGCUACUGAGAACGACACGCUCACCAACCAAAUUAGCCGGCUUCGUGAGGAAGUGGUCAAUUUGAAGACUUUGCUCCUCGCGCAUAAGGACUGCCCCGUUUCGCAGCAACAGGGCCUACACACCACGUUCAUGCCGCCAACUAUGGAGGCCUUCAACCCUUCGAUGAACCCUUACGGCAUGGCACCGCCCAUGGGCGCGCAGCCCGUCAUGGCGGGCCAGGGCAUUGACCGGCGGUUCUCAUAGGCUGGAAAUCCGCAGGCAUGGAGCUCCUCGUUAACGACGGGCGAGUACCAGGCUCCCAAAAAUACCCGCGGUACCACGGUGAACUGUCAGACCUGGCAACCCUAGGUACCGACACACGUACAAGGAAUGCUC